UUCUCAUUAAGGGGGGUUUAGUAAAGAGGCGAUUGAUGGGAUUAGUUUGGUUUCCUGUCUGUUCUGAGAAUUCAGACUCUCUCUCUCUCACCCACACACGCAGAGACUCGCUUCACGACCAGCACAGAGAACAGAGUUUUACAGAUCUCUCUGGACAGAACAGGUGCGGACCGACAGACGGACAGACACACAGACACGCAAACAGAGAUGACUAGCUGACAGCACAGGUGACACGCAGAGGUCCGACAGAGAGACCGCGAUCGAAACGUGAACACCACGUACUGGUACGCAAAUCGGACAAGCGCGUCGGGUCACGCAGUUAAAAACUACGCUCAGCUUGCUUGAAAAUGUAUUUAUUUAUUUAUUUUUUUGGACAAUCUAUUUUUAAUGUAAUAUAAUGUUUUAAUAUGUUGUUCCUGCUUCCUUACUCUCUGUUUUAUCAGAUUAGUGUAAGGAAUUCGCAUAACUUGCUAUUUAUUUUCGUGUUUGGCAUACCUUUGCAGUUUACCUAAUCGCAGCUUGACUUGUUUAGCUGGAAUAGAACCGGUACGUUCUCGUACCUCCAGAGGCUACAUUACAUACAGUGCACGCUUUUACUUUGCAGAAUUGUCAAGCGAUGUCUUCCACCCCGCUUCUCCCCCUCGCUUCUCGCACCCCGCCCCGGCUCUCUCCCCGAGGGGCGCAGCCGCCGGUGAUCCAGCUCCAGAUCGGACUGUUCCGGGAGCUGGUCUCCAUCCCGCGGCCACAACUCUCCUUCAAGACCGUCAAGAAGCUGGCCUUGGAGAUCAUCCAGAAAAAGGCUCCAGAGUGUGUCCUCCUGGCUCUGACUGAUAAGAUCCUGCUGUUCCGACACGCCCCGAGCUCGGAGAACGUCCUGCAGCGGCUGGGCGGGAGCGAUGUGAUCCGCGAAGGGGACCUCGUAGAGGUGGUGAUGUCAGGCUCCGCCUCCCUGGCUGGGUUGAAGCUCCGCCCCCACGUCUUGGCUGUCCACUCGUAUCGCUCGCCGACGUUCUGCCAUCACUGCGGAGAGAUGCUGUGGGGACUGGUGCGCCAAGGGUUAAAAUGCGAAGGCUGUGGUCUGGACUUCCACAAGCGAUGUGCCUUCAAGAUCCCCAGUGACUGCAGCGGGACCCGGAGGAGGUGUGGACCCAGCCUCUCCCUCAUCCCCACGGGCAGAACCAGAGCCGCCUCGCUGAGCACCCAGACAGGGGGCAGCCUGGAGGAGAUCAGCCGGUCGAAGCCGAGCCGUCGCUCCAGGGCCCCCUCGUGGGGGGGGCGUCCCGUCUGGGUGGAUCACCGGGAGCCGACCCGGGUUCAAGUGCCGCACAGGUUCCACAUUCACACCUACACGCGCCCCACUGUGUGCCAGCACUGCCAGAGACUGUUGCUGGGGCUUUUCAGACAGGGCCUGCAGUGCUCAGAUUGCAAGUUCAACUGCCACAAACGCUGCCUGCCUCUGUUGCCCAGCGACUGUGUGGGAGAGAGAGGCUCCUUCAAUGGCGAAGUUGCAGAUGCUGAAAUGACCUCCUGUCCGUCCUCUGAUGCGGAGGAGGAUCUAGACCCGCCCUCCCACAGCACCCUAUUGGUGGAUUUGGACGAGCAACCCAGCUUUGAGCAAGACCCAUUCGCUGAGCCCGGGGGGGCGGAGCUACAGCCACCAAUCAGCCCGUGCUUCAGCAGUAACAUCCCUCUGAUGCGGGUGGUUCAGUCUGUGAGGCACACCAAGAGAAGGGGCAGCGCCGUGCUGAGGGAGGGCUGGCUGCUCCACUGCAACUCCCAGGACCUGCUGAGAAAGCGACAUUACUGGCGUCUGGACAGCAAGUGCAUCACUCUCUUUCAGAAUGAGGGCGGGGCCAAAUACUACAAGGAGUUGCCCCUCUCUGAGAUCCUGCAGGUGCAUGGUGCAGAGGAGUUAUCCGUCCUGCCAGCAGGGGGCAGCACUCACUGCUUCGAGCUGGUCACAGACACCCUGGUCUACUGCGUGUUUGGAAGCCGGACGCAUUCAGCACAGGGCAGCAGAGCCCCAGAUACCAGGGCCUGGGAGAGGGCAAUCCGGCAGGCACUGAUGCCCAUCCACACCCCCUCCAGCACGGGCACAGAAGGGCAGGUGUCCAACAUGCAAGCCCAAGAGAAUAUGGACUUCAGCAGUGUCUACCAGAUCUUUCCUGAUGAGUUACUGGGAUCAGGCCAGUUUGGAAUAGUCUACGCAGGUAAACACAGGAAAUCUGGCCGUGACGUUGCAGUCAAAGCUAUCGACAAGGCCAGGUUCCCCAGCAACCAGGAGAGACAGCUGAGGAACGAGGUGUCCAUCCUGCAGAGCUUGCAUCACCCGGGGGUGGUGACCCUGCAGGGCAUGUUCGAGACGGUGGACCACGUGUUCGUUGUCAUGGAGAAGCUCCACGGGGACAUGCUGGAGAUGAUCCUGUCCAGCGAGAGGGGGAGGCUGCCAGAGAGGAGCACCCGCUUCCUCGUCACACAGAUUCUAGAAGCUCUGAGAUACCUCCACUUCAAGAACAUCGCCCACUGUGACCUCAAACCAGAGAACGUGCUGCUGGCGUCCGCUGACCCCUUCCCACAGGUGAAGCUGUGUGAUUUCGGUUUCGCCCGGAUCAUCGGUGAACGGUCGUUCCGUCGGUCGGUCGUGGGCACGCCGGCUUACCUGGCCCCCGAGGUGAUCCGCAGCCACGGGUACAACCGCUCCCUGGACAUGUGGUCCGUGGGCGUGGUCCUGUACGUGAGCCUGAGCGGCACCUUCCCCUUCAACGAGGACGAGGACGUGAGCGAGCAGAUCCAGAACGCCACCUUCAUGUACCCCGAGCAGCCUUGGAGCCAGGUCUCCCAGCACGCCAUCGACCUGAUCAACAACCUGCUGCAGGUGACGGUGCGACGGCGGUACAGCGUGGAUAAGGCUCUCGGUCACACCUGGCUGCAGGAUUUCCAGCUCUGGUUGGACCUGCGGGAGUUCGAGACCCGACUGGGCCGGCGCUACCUCACCCACCCGAGCGACGAGGCUCUGUGGCAGAGCCACGCUGCAGAGAAAGGCCUGGCACACCCAGCGCACUUCAUCACAGAGCAGAGAGACAGUGAAUAAACCAGCUUUGAAGAUUGAGGUUAUAGAAUCUAUUCAACUGAAGUCUUUAAAAUCUUCAAAUGAGUCGACAAAGUUAACCAGAACCAAUACUUUAAGAGCAGCACAGAAGCCAGGAGCAGAGGAUUUGGAAAUGAAGUGGAGACUGAGGGAAGGAGACGCUUCUUCACACAGAGAGUGGGGAGGGGAUGGAAUGGGUCACCUAGCCGUGUUGUUGAGGCAGAAUCACUGGGAUCCUUUAAGACCGAACUUGAGAAGGUUCUGAGAUCAAGCAGCUGCUCGGAACCGGACGAGCUUAGACGGGCCGAAUGCUUCUUCUCGUUUGCAAAUGUUCUUAAUGAAGCUUGCAUUAAAAACCUGGAAAGAAUGGAAAUGCUUGCUACGUCAUUGUGAAUCGUAUUUCCAACCCUGAGAUUGCAACACGCAUUCCCAUACAUUCAAUCAGUGCACUGACAAAGAAAUAAACCAACACUGAAGUGUAUAUUUGUUUAGAUUUGUUUUUAUUAUCCAAGGUAGAUGUUCAUUAUCUUUAUUAUUAAGGCUUCCGUGCUGUUACAAUGGAAGCAAGCCAAGGCAUUUGGGUAAAACACAGAAGGGAAAAGACCCAAGUAGUGAGCCAUGAGUGUUGAGCAACUCCAACACUGAUCAGAUUAACGAUGAACCACUGCAAUGCGGCCUCAUGAACAGCCUACUGCUACAGGCUUGGAGACCGUAAAAGAGAGGCAAGGAGAUGAGCCACAACUGGCAGUGAUAACCUACCGAAACAUGGGGUUCAAAUAUAUAUUGUGUGGUUUGCCUAGAAGGGAGGGCUUCUUUGCUCAAAGUUCUCUGUACAGUAUCUCUCCCUCUGUGCUUCCCCAAUCCUCCUAUGCUUAAGUAAACAUGACUGUCAACCUGCA
This is a messenger RNA of Acipenser ruthenus (sterlet), 3987 nucleotides long. RefSeq names its product serine/threonine-protein kinase D3-like. The transcript has 19 exons. Gene Ontology annotation, biological process: protein phosphorylation. The record is from RefSeq and is a predicted model, not a curated record. Bases 617 to 3091 code for a protein of 824 amino acids. Gene Ontology annotation, molecular function: ATP binding; protein serine/threonine kinase activity. Lineage: Eukaryota; Metazoa; Chordata; Actinopteri; Acipenseriformes; Acipenseridae.